AUGAGUUCUACCCGUCCCUUAUCUGUGAUGAGCUACAUAGUUUUGUUGCAGAAGAAGUUAAAAGAAGAAGAAACAAAAAGGGAGAAAAAUCUGAAACAAGGAAAGAAAAGGUUAUUCACUUCUACGGAAGAUCAAUUAUUAAAAAUUCUCGUAAACAUAUUUGGAGAUAAACGUUGGAAUGAAAUCGCUUCAUUUAUACCUGGAAAAACGAACAGACAAUGCAGAGAAAGAUAUAAAAUUUAUUUGGCUCCUGGAAUUAAUCGUGAAGAAUGGACUAAAGAAGAUGAUGAUAAACUAAUUUACUAUAUCAGUCAACAUGGGCCGAAAUGGUCUGCACUUACCAAAUAUUUUCCUGGACGUACAGCAAAUUCGCUUAAAAAUAGAUAUAAUGUUCAUAUAAAUCCAAUUGAUCGAAAUCGGCGUGGAAAGUCAUCUUCGUCCACUGAUGAUUCCAUAAUUCUACCUGGAAAUGAUUUAUCUGAAUUUGCAUGUCUUGAAUUACCAAUUGAUGACCAGUUACAAUUUACAAAUGAAUUCGUGGACAAUUUCACUACAGAAAUUAAUCAAUUAAUUUAA
This is a messenger RNA of Trichomonas vaginalis G3, 576 nucleotides long. RefSeq names its product RNA polymerase II transcription regulator recruiting protein. Lineage: Eukaryota; Parabasalia; Trichomonadida; Trichomonadidae. The transcript has a single exon. The record is from RefSeq and is a predicted model, not a curated record. Bases 1 to 576 code for a protein of 191 amino acids.